Megalops cyprinoides (Indo-Pacific tarpon) is the source of this 3667-nucleotide messenger RNA. RefSeq names its product centrosomal protein 104 (gene cep104). Bases 71 to 2911 code for a protein of 946 amino acids. Lineage: Eukaryota; Metazoa; Chordata; Actinopteri; Elopiformes; Megalopidae. The record is from RefSeq and is a predicted model, not a curated record. The transcript is spliced from 22 exons. Gene Ontology annotation, cellular component: cilium.
ACUGUGGUUGUUGUCAAACUGUGGUUAUGGAGACGAAAGAGGAGAGUCGGGCAAGGUGUAUUGCUGCAGGAUGCCGCACAAGAUAGGGUUUGCAGUGAUCAGCUCCUCUGGCCACGAGGAUAACUUCAGCGCCAAGGAGCUGAUGGUCCAUGCGCCGACUGUCAAUGGCUGGAGGUCUGCCAGGUUCUGCUCCUACCCACAGCAGAUCACCCUGCGGCUGGCGGAGCGCUGCCGUGUCAGGAAGCUGCAGCUGCUGGCCCACCAGUACAUGAUCUCCGCCAAAAUCGAGUUCCACAUCGGCGACAGGCCGCCAGAGUCAUCCUCGCCCCACCCCGCUGAGCAUUUCCGCAGGCUCGGGUAUGUGUCACUGUCAGACAAUGAGAAAACAGGAUUCAAAGCUCGCGAGCUGAAGUCCGUUCACGUGGACGCUGUUGGAACAUACCUCAGACUGACUUUCCACAGAAAUCAUGUCAAUCGUUUUAACCUCUACAAUCAGGUUGCAUUGGUUGCGAUAAACGUUCUAGGAGAUCCAGUGGAUGGCAAAGAGAUGGACCCAAUUCCCACCAGAGAUCAACUGAUUGAGCAUUACCUCAACAACACGCAGCACGAGAUAGCCUUGGAUGGAUCUUACUCAGGGAAGUGUGAGUCCAUAUCCCCUCUGGAUGACCUGGCAUUCGACAUGUACCAGGACCCCGAGGUGGCCCAGAUCAUCCGCAGGCUGGACGAGAAGAAGCAGGAGAUGGUGCGGCAGGAGAGAUACGACCUCGCCAAAAUACUUAAGCAGGCCAUCGCUGAUCUGCAGAAGGUAGGGGAGCGGUUGGGCCGCUACGAGGUGGAGAAGCGCAGCGCCAUCGAGAGGGAGGACUACGACACGGCCAAGCAGAAGAAGGAGCAGAUGGAGGAGUACCGCUCCAAAGUGUACCAGCAGCUCGAAGUGCACAACCUCCUGGACAUGGGGCCGAUUCAGAGAGCAGCUGAAUUUGUGCCUGAAGAGCGCCAGGUCCCUUCCUCGUCCCCCUUACGGGGGAAACAGGCCGGGUCUCCUUCUGACACCACCAGGGAGAAGAGGCAGGAGAAGGUACCAGAGCCAGAGCCAGAACCAGAACCUGAACGGAUCACCCCCAAAUCCCCGAUCCUACAGCAGGCCCGAACCCCUCCAACGCUCCCCCCGGCAGCUCCAGAGGUCCCCAUGAUCAACGUCAGCUCGCUGCCCUAUGAUGAGAGACCCCUGCCCGCACUGCGCAAGCAGCUGAACCCUGGGGAGCUGCUGGAGAGCCAACCGGAGGAGCCCCCUGACUCCGCCCGCCCAUCCCACAGCCCCGGAGUAACCGGGGAGCCCGAACCCCUGACAGAGAAGGCCAUGCGCGAGGCCAGCUUCCCCAUCGAGGUGUAUGGAGACGGGCUGGUGGCGGGAGCCUACUCAAAAACCUGGUCGUAUCGGGAAGACGCCCUGCUGGCGGUCUAUAAGAAGCUGCAGGAGGCCCCAGCUGGGACUCCGAAGGAGGAGCUGAGGACCAUGAUGAGGGCAGCUGUGUUUCUCGCCAGGAAGGCAAUCACGGACAAGGUGUCAUCUGUGUUUCAGGCCUCACUGAAGCUGCUGAAGAUGAUGCUGACCCAGUUCAUCCCGAAGCAUAAGCUGGGUAAGGUGGAGAUUGCACACUGUGUGGAGCAGACCUGGCCCAACCUCAUCACCAGGACGGGAGACUCCGCCACCAGGCUCCGGGUCAUGGCGACCGACUUCAUCCAGGAGAUGGCGCUGUUUAAAGAGGUGAGAUCGUUGCAGACGAUCCCCACCGAGCUGGUGAAGCCCAUGAAGUCCAAUGUGCCGGCUCGCCUGGCACUGAGCCGCGUGGAGCUGCUGGAGAGGCUGCUGACGGAGUUGGGCACCGAUGGCUCUGGGUUCACUCUCGACAAUGUCAUGCAGUUUGCCACAGGUGCUUUGGAGCACAGCGCGUCCGAGGUCCGAGAAAAGGCUGUGCGGAUCAUCCUGGCCAUGUACCGCCAGCGCAAGACCGCUGUUCUGGACUUCCUGCCGCCCGACGACGCCAGCACGCGCAAGAACAUCCUCUACAAAAACAUGUUUGACAGCUUCGCCAAGAUAGAUGGCCGAUCCACAGAGCCCCAGAGCAAGACGCUGAAGAAGGGAGGUGCACAGGAGGUGGAGAAGGAGAAGAAAGAGGAGAUACGGACUCUUCAGGAGCAGCUGGCCGCUUUGAAGGAGAUCAGCGAGAAGGAGAAAGAAAAGGGCAAAGAGAAGAGCAAGGGGAAGGAGGUUCCUAAACCCGGAAAAGCAGGUACCAAAAAGAUGACCCCCACCAAAAACACAGAUCCGGGAGAUGACCAGUCAUCAGUUGUAAAUUAUUUAGACAGCAUGUGCAUCUUCUGCGGGGAGAGGGACGAGGCGUUCACGGAGGAGGGCCUGGACCUGCACUACUGGAAACACUGCCCCAUGCUGCGGCGCUGUGACCUGUGCAGACAGGUGGUGGAAAUCUCCAGCCUGAACGAGCACUUGCUGGUGGAGUGCGACAGCAAGGACGUCUUUGCCAAGUGCCCGCGCUGCGCCGAGGCUGUACCCCGGGAGGAGCUGGCUGAACAUGUGCGGAGCCCCGCCUGCAACCCUCAUGCGUCAGACAACGUGUCCAACCACUGUCCGCUGUGCCAUGAGAACUUCCCGCCUGGAGAGGAGGCCUGGAAAUCUCACCUCAUGGGGAGAGACGGCUGUAAACAGAACCCGCGGAGGACGGCAGCUCUGCAGCGAGCGCAGCACUCACAAGGGAAGAUUGGCGGUGCGGGUUCUACAAAGCAGGUGCCCACGGGGUCGAAAGGCAGAUCUGGGGUCGGAGCGAGCAGGAUUCCAGCCCCCAAGGCUGGAGCCAGCAGAGCGGGCCGCCACAACCCUGUAAGACGGUGAUCCGGCAAAACCGCACCCCCAACCCCUCCUCCACAGGGGGGCUCCUCGGGUUCUCCCAGACGACACUGAGACCUUGGCAAUGUGAAUGGGAGCGGGGAACCAGGGCGGGCCCCCACAGUGAAGCUGCAGUCCUCUUGCGGAAAGCUCCCUAGGGGGUCAUUCCCGCUCCGCAAAAAUCCAGAGCGCAGCUUUAACCAACGUCCUUCUGUGUAUCUGUGUUUACACUGUGUUACACUGUAGCUACCUGUGUGACCUUCAUCAAUGCAGGUAUUUUCCGUAGUUUUAGCAGAUAUUGGAUAUUUGUACUUUGUUAAACUAAAAGGGGAGCUUCAGUGAAGAUCUGAAAUGCAGUCAUGUUGUUCUUUAAUUUACAGCUUAGAGGGUGUGGAUUUUGAAAAGCAAGGGAUGAGUUUUAGAGCAGAUAAACCUUCCUUUUCUUCCGUAAGUACAUCAAGCUCUUACAUCGGUGUUCCAUUAACCCCCUCUAUCGAAUGACCUAAAGACAUCGAUAACGUACUCCCUACAACACAUCAUUUUUCAUAUUUCCAUAUGGGGCUGCAAAACAUGUAUACAUGGCUGGCCUUUCCUCUUUAUGGAAAUGUUUGUAUUACUUUCAUUUGGAACCGUGUGCUCGUCAAUUCAUUCCUCUCUGCCUCCAAUUCCCUGAAUUCAUGAAAAGCUAGUCAUGUCUGUUCUGCCUGUUAGCACAUGCCUAGCGAUCUGCUAAAGAGGAUGUAAAUUAAAACUCCACACAGU